AUGUCUGAGCCACCCUCUGCCUUCCCCAUCACCCCCUCCAGCCCCCUGUACACCAACACAGAUAGUCUGACUGUCCACACCCCCGCCAAGCGCAAACGAGGUCGUCCCAAAAAACAACCCCUGCUCACUGUGGAAACCAUCCAUGAGGGCACUUCCACCUCUCCCCUGAGCCCUCUGGCCCGGGACAGCCCUGCGGGGCUCACCCGCAGGAGGAAGACUCACACGCUAACCACGCUAGCCCAAAUCACAUCGGGUUCCAUUAGCCCCAAUGCUAAUGGGUUGAAACUGCAGCGCAGUGAGGGUGGCCAUGUCAGGUCGGUGAAGAAGCUGAAGCUGGGAAAGGUGCAGAGUAUCCUGAAUGAGAUCCUAUCAGGCUCCGGCCAACAUGGCAGCCUGGCACUGAAGUCAGCCUCGGCUCCAGUCUCUUCCACCAUGACGGCUAUGGCCUCUACCAUUGAGGCGCAUCUGGGGAAGCAAAUCAACGUCAGUAAGAGAGGAACUAUCUAUAUCGGGAAAAAGAGAGGGAGGAAGCCACGCUCCGACACCCAAACCCUUCCCCACAGAGGCGGGGCCAAGCCUCCUUUGCCUGUCCCCAUGUCCAGCCUGUACAACAGCCUCCUAGUGCCUUCCACCCUCCCUCCCAGCUCCACUACCCUCCUCCUCAGACCCAGUCACACCCUGUCCUCUCUGUGCCUCCCCGGCCCUCGCGGACCCUACUCUGACGCCACCAUGCCCAGCCUGCAGCCCAUCAGUGCCCUGCCCUCUAAACCCCUAGGCAGGGGGCUACUGGGGGCCGGCUGGAAGCUGUCUCCCCCGCGCCUCCUGGCCAACUCCCCGUCCCACCUAUCUGAGGGAGCAGCAUCGGUCAAGGAGGUGACGCUGUCACCCAUCAGCGAAUCACACAGCGAGGAGACCAUUCCCAGCGACAGCGGCAUAGGGACGGACAACAACAGCACCUCUGACCAAACAGAGAAGGGAACCAACGCACGACGCAGAUACUCAUUUGACCUGUGUGGGUUUGAGGCUGCGGAGGCUGCAGCUCUGGAGGCCUCCAGUCGCGGCAGUAGGGGUCGCUGCGUGCGGCAGGCGGCAGUGGUGGACAACUUCCUGUCCCAGCAAGAGAAGAAGCAGAAACACCGCAGGAAGAGGAAGUGCCUGCAGAGCCGAGACCACCUGCACUUCCUGUCUGAGCUAGAAGAGGUUGUUUUGAAGCUGCAGCAGCUACAUGUGUCUCACCGACGCUACGCCUCCUGCUACCCCCAGCACCCCUACCCCUCCAUCUUCCGCCUCAACUUCCACCACCACUACUACCCCCUGACCUACGACCCCUACCCCUGUGACCCCGCCCCUUACUUGCGCAGGAACGCCGAGCUCAAGGCCAAGAGGAGGCGCGGCCGGCCCGCCAAAGCCAGUGAGCCAAUCACGUCCAAGCUGCCUUUUGUCCAGGGGUUUGGGUAUCCGCUGGCAGGGGGGAACUACUAUGCACCGUAUGCCAUGCCUUACGCCCCGCCUCUGAGCCUGGGCUACUACCCCCCAGCACCCCCCCUCUACCUGCCCCACCAUUCCCACGGCCCUUCACCACCCUCCCACUUCAUGAGGCCUGCCGUCCCCCCUCCUAAGUUCCACUCUGGAGGCCACUCCAAGCUCCAGGCCGGGGUCAAGCUACGGACGUCUAGCGGGCCACUGCAGGGUUCCUCUGGUCGGGGAGAAGGACUGGGAUCCCUGGGUGGUGAUGGUGGUGGAGGUCUUGGAGGGGUGAGGCUCCACAAGAGGAAACACAAGCACAAACACAAGCACAAGGAAGAGACCCCUCUCCUCUCACCCCAUGACAGACAGGAGCUGGGCGGGCUCUUCAGCGGUGCCAAGACCAAUGGGCUGCUCAACCUGUUGACUGACAGGCGGGAGAUGAACAAUCCUAAGCAUCAGGAGCAGCAAAGGGGGGGUGGGCGAGGCUCUAGAGGGGGGUCCCGAGGAGCGAUGUUUGAGUCGGACCCUCUCUCUUCUCUCUCCAUGGACCAUGUCCAGUUCCGCUCACGCAUGCCCGGACAGCCAAUGAGCAGCUUCCUGAGCAGCUACAGGAGCCAAUCACAGAGGCCAGAGCUGACCUCUGACCUUUUUAGAUUGCGGGAGGAGGGCAGUGGGCGUGGCAGAAGGAGGGGCUUAGCAGUGUUCGGAGAGGAAGGGGUGAUGUCAUUCCACAAUGCCAGGAAAGAGAAGAGCCAGGAAACAGAAGAGUCGUUCUACAAUGCCAGCCCCACUCUAACAGGUAAGAGGAGGUAUAAACAUCAUGAGGUGGAACAGAUCCACGGUGAGGUCAGGAAGAUGUGUUCUCUCAACAACGUGCUCAACAGUCAGAGGAGUUUUGAGCACGUGCAGAAGAUCCUGCGUGUGAAGCGUCUCCAGCGCCAGGCCAAGACCGGCAACAACGUCGUCAAGAGGCGACCUGGUCGCCCCCGGAAACACCCUAUUGAUGAAUCUGAACCCACCAGUUAUGGGAGGGACGAAGGGAGGGGCUUCGGGAUGCCGGUGUUGGAGAGGUGUGUGGACCUACCGGGUAGGCGGAGCUUAAGACCAAGUCCCAUCCCCCAGCCUCUGGAGUUUUCCAAUCACGACUCUAUCUCAGUGGCCAUUGAGACGGUGGUGCACCGAGCACGCUCUCUGGCGCCCCCACCGGUCAGAGGGAGGAAACGCAGGGGGAGGUGCAGGAGAGAGGAGGGAGGGGAUAUAGCCUUCCACUAGCCAAUCAGACAGCAUCACAGUUGCAGAUAGAUCGAUCAGCUCUGGCCUAUCAGAGAGCUGGUGAGAGGAGCCAACACUGGCCAAAUGCUGCGUUCAUAACCAAGUGGGAAGGUAGUAUUUAACACAUACGACUGGAAAAAUCCACGCGAACGCCUCUCCAACUGGUAAUUACUAGUGGGAAACGCAACUAUCAUCCCUGUGCUCUGACUUCUCCCACAUGCUGACCUCUGACAUCACCUAGUAAGGAAAUUACCUCCAUAACACCAUUUUCAGCAGAUAAAUGCAACAACAAAACAUUCUUUAGAAAAAGCUAGGGCUUUUUAACACUAUAAUUUGUUUACAAGCAUGAUAGCGGUACUUUUACUUUAUGGUUAACGAAGCUUGUUGGCCAUUAGCCAAUCAGCAUUUCUCAACGAGUUCAAAGCAUGUGAAUGCAUCCAACUGGUAAUUACCACUUCACAACUGGGUAAUUACCACCUUCCCACUUGGUGAUGAACACAGCAAUAGCAGCCAAACAGACAGCAAUGCUGGGACCACCUCUGUGCACUUUGACCUAUUGGCCUGUCUGUUUCUCUUCUAUGAUUGGAUAUAAGGAGAGUGACUGCAGUAGGUCUCUAUGAAGGAACAUUAGGAGAGGAGGAGUGUUACACUCUGAAUGAGAUAGGGAGGGGAGGAGUGUUACACUCUGAAUGAGAUAGGGAGGGGAGGAGUGUUACACUCUGAACGAGAUAGGGAGGGGAGGAGUGUUGUUCUCUGAAUGAGAUAGGGAGAGGAGGAGUGUUACACUCUGAAUGAGAUAGGGAGGGGAGGAGUGUUACACUCUGAAUGAGAUAGGGAGGGGAGGAGUGUUACACUCUGAAUGAGAUAGGGAGGGGAGGAGUGUUGUACUCUGAAUGAGAUAGGGAGGGGAGGAGUGUUACACUCUGAAUGAGAUAGGGAGAGGAGGAGUGUUGCACUCUGAAUGAGAUAGGGAGAGGAGGAGUGUUACACUCUGAAUGAGAUAGGAAGAGGAGGCGUGUUGUACUCUGAAUGAGAUAGGGAGAGGAGGAGUGUUACACUGAAUGAGAUAGGAAGAGGAGGAGUGUUACACUCUGAAUGAGAUAGGGAGAGGAGGAGUGUUGUUCUCUGAAUGAGAUAGGGAGAGGAGGAGUGUUACACUCUGAAUGAGAUAGGGAGAGGAGGAGUGUUACACUCUGAAUGAGAUAGGGAGGGGAGGAGUGUUGCACUCUGAAUGAGAUAGGGAGGGGAGGAGUGUUGUACUCUGAAUGAGAUAGGGAGAGGAGGAGUGUUACACUCUGAAUGAGAUAGGGAGAGGAGGAGUGUUACACUCUGAAUGAGAUAGGGAGGGGAGGAGUGUUGCACUCUGAAUGAGAUAUGGAGGGGAGGAGUGUUGUACUCUGAAUGAGAUAGGGAGAGGAGGAGUGUUACACUCUGAAUGAGAUAGGGAGAGGAGGAGUGUUGUUCUCUGAAUGAGAUAGGGAGAGGAGGAGUGUUACACUCUGAAUGAGAUAGGGAGGGGAGGAGUGUUGUACUCUGAAUGAGAUAGGGAGAGGAGGAGUGUUACACUCUGAAUGAGAUAGGGAGAGGAGGAGUGUUACACUCUGAAUGAGAUAGGGAGAGGAGGAGUGUUACACUCUGAAUGAGAUAGGGAGGGGAGGAGUGUUGUACUCUGAAUGAGAUAGGGAGAGGAGGAGUGUUACACUCUGAAUGAGAUAGGGAGGGGAGGAGUGUUGUACUCUGAACGAGAUAGGGAGAGGAGGAGUGUUACACUCUGAAUGAGAUAGGGAGGGGAGGAGUGUUGUACUCUGAAUGAGAUAGGGAGGGGAGGAGUGUUACACUCUGAAUAAGAUAGGGAGAGGAGGAGUGUUACACUCUGAAUAAGAUAGGGAGAGGAGGAGUGUUGUACUCUGAAUGAGAUAGGGAGAGCAGGAGUGUUACACUCUGAAUGAGAUAGGGAGGGGAGGAGUGUUGUACUCUGAACGAGAUAGGGAGGGGAGGAGUGUUGUACUCUGAAUGAGAUAGGAAGAGGAGGAGUGUUACACUCUGAAUGAGAUAUGGAGGGGAGGAGUGUUGUACUCUGAACGAGAUAGGGAGAGGAGGAGUGUUACACUCUGAAUGAGAUAGGGAGAGGAGGAGUGUUGUACUCUGAAUGAGAUAGGGAGAGGAGGAGUGUUGUACUCUGAAUGAGAUAGGGAGAGGAGGAGUGUUGUACUCUGAAUGAGAUAGGGAGAGGAGGAGUGUUGUUCUCUGAAUGAGAGUACCACUGAGGACGAACAGUGACUCUUAUCAUACAUUUAUGUGAUACAAUGAUGCGUACCGUCCUAUAAUAUGAUACUGUAUGGUACUUUAUGCUACAAUAUCUGAUACUAUAUGGCACUCUUUGAUAAGAUACUGUAUGAUACUAUGGUACUAUACAGUAUGAAAUACUAUGGUACUUUAUGAUAGUCUUUAUCUGAAUGUGGCAUUAGCCACGUCUUUACCAGCAGACUGGGGUGGUGAUUGGUUAAUAUGAUACUGUGCAGCUCUGAUCAUUUUUGCCUUCUCUAAUGAAGCUAGUUAAUGACCACCUACAUUACCCUACUCACUCUUUUAUCCCUCUCCCCUCAGACCCACAGGAUCUAAGACCAGUAACUCACCCUACCCACUAACCCCUGUUCUCACCCCUAGCCCUUCUAUACCCUCUCUACUCCCCCUGCCCUGUCCUGGGCAUGGAUACUUUAAAGGCAAUAUGUUGGACUGAGCUUCCCUGGCUGUAGGUCUCUACAGCUAUGGUCUAACUGUACAUAGGAGCAUACUCCACUUUCACCCGCCUUUUACCCCGGGGAAAACAGCCUAUCUACAUGUACUGGCUUAUAUCAAAUAGAAGUGUUGUACAAUAGACCAUAAACGUCGGGAUUGUUGUUUUAUUACCAAAAAUAGACCUGGAUGUUUUCAAACUGAAGGAACCACAUGUAUUCAUUCAUUUAUGUUGUGUAUGAGAAGGCCAUCACACACAUCAGGUGUGUUUGACAAAACCUUGGUUUUAAUGCACUAUAUAAACCUACACUUACAUUUAAUCAAAGUCAGCACUCACAUGCUUGUUCUAGCCUUACGUUUUGGCCUUGACUUCAAUGGUGAAUAUCCAUUCAGAAACAUGUGCAUUAAUUUAAUCAAUUUGAAUAUGCAGGACGCUCAGCCAAUGGUGUCAAACCUAAGCCCAAGUCUGAGAUUUGAUUGGACAGUGAAGCUGGAGGAGGGUUAAUGAUCAGUGUUUUGUAGUGAGUGUGUGGUCCUCUAAAGAUUCUGUCUGAGUAGUGGUAGAAAAAUAACAUAACACAAAAUGUAAAGAUUGGAAUAGGAAAACCAAAGUCUCAGAGAUAUGUGUUUCACAGACUUGUCAGGUGUGGGGUUGUCAGCAUUCUCAAUCUGCAGUUAAACACACCAGCUAGCUAUCAUAUCUUCAGUAUUUCAGAAAAUACCAGUGGGUCAGUAUUUCAUUGGGGACCUGUGUCUAAUGUAAACUUGGGAAGCCUCUCCUCUCUCUGUGAGGGUCUUGUCAGCUCCAGCAGUUCUGCACGUGCCUUAUGUUUGUUUCUUAAACCAUCACAUCUCAUUUUGGGGGAAUUCAAAAUGGCGGAGAAGUUACUGCGAUUGAAACCACGUACUUAUGAUUGUGCAUUUACGACACGUGUGUCUUAGCAACUACAACGCGGGCACUACCUGUGUCCCUUUGCAGCCAUACGUACAACAGGCCUGAUUCCGUUUCACUUCCAAGCCCCUUGUGCUCACCCUUGCUCUUUGUAGUGAACAGAUGUGAAAAGGCUCGGUUAAGCACUAUGGGAACGAAAAAUGGAUCCAUCACUUACACUAUUACACACAUCAGGUCCUUUCAUAACUGAGCGCUGUGAGCAACAGAGGUGGUAAGAGCCAGGGAAAGGGGCCCUGAACUUAAAUGGAACCAGGCCCCAGGCUGUGGACAGGCUGUGCCAGGGGAGUUGUAUUGGGAACCAUGCUGUCUUACGUAGUUGUUUGCUAUGCAUCAGGUCUGGCCUGGGCUGUCUGAGGAAUCCACCCUUCCACAAAGACAAAUAAGUGUCUUAUUUACCCAAUAAAACAUGAAGUCAUUUAACCAGAAGUGUGAAUAAUAUCAGUAAUAAUGUGUAAAGCGUUGUGCAGAAAGUGACUAUCAUUUCAUGUCAACUUUAGUGACUGCAGCUCCCUGCAGUGCUGCCUUAAUCAGAAGUCAAGCUCCAGUACUGAAGUGUUUAUAUGUUGUAAAUAGUGUCUGUUCUGUUGUGUUCUGUUGUGUUCUGUUGUGUUCUGCCUGCAUGGAUACAAACUGGGCUCAGUUACGUACGCUGGGAUAGCCUAAACCUAAACCUAUCUUAGACCACAGACCUAUCUUAGACCACAGACAUAUCUUAGACCACAGACAUAUCUGACAGUCCCUAUCCAUCCAUCAAUUAGAAUGUUUGUCAAACAAUCAUCGCAAGGUUGAGAUGCCAGGGCCUGUGCCAGCCUAUGAUAGUGUCUCUCAUUGCACUUCAGCUAAGACCAAGAACCCUCAUUGGCUAGCAGCUAAACUCCCCUGAGCCAAUGGGUGCCUAGUGCAGCAGUGUGUGCGUGUGUGUGGGACGUGCUCAGAGGGCAUUACCAAAAAUACACCUGUCCUUGUCAGUGUGUGUGUCAGCUCACACACUGCACAGAGACUGAGCCUGAACUGGAUCUCAUAACCAAAUUACAGCUUUCACAGGAGGCCUGGAUCUCUCUAAACCUUUUUAGGGUCUGAGUGUGGUCUAGAUGUAGUCUAGGAUUGGUCUAAGGAAUCUAGAUGUCGUCUAGGAUUGGUCUAAGGAAUCUAGAUGUAGUCUAGGAUUGGUCUAAGGAAUCUAGAUGUCGUCUAGGAUUGGUCUAAGGAAUCUAGAUGUCGUCUAGGAUUGGUCUAAGGAAUCUAGAUGUAGUCUAGGAUUGGUCUAAGGAAUCUAGAUGUAGUCUAGGAUUGGUCUAAGGAAUCUAGAUGUAGUCUAGGAUUGGUCUAAGGAAUCUAGAUGUAGUCUAGGAUUGAUCUAAGGAAUCUAGAUGUGGUUUAAGGGGUCUAUAGGCUUGGCAGCUCAAUAUUCCAUGGUCGGUCUCUGAUGUUUGAGUUAAAGCCACUAGGAUCUGUCUGUUUCUCUCUCUACCAGCCGAUGUUCCGGUGCCUUCUACAGCUGACUAGUAUUGUCCCGAUCCUCUGCUUUAACGCUACACGAGACCCACCGCGUGGUCCAGUACAGUCAAGUUGGGUUUUGCAGUCUUGUGUUAUGUACUGGGUUCUGUAUUCACUCUGGUCCAACUGUACGACUGGUAUGACUCCAGGUAGAAGUUUACCCAACCCUAAAUCCUAAUCUUCAUCAUCAGGGGGACGAAGGAACAUCUGGUUCUGGAUCAGUGGUUAGGGAAGACCUCUACCUCUACACUGAGACCAGUCUGACCAGUCCAGUACAGCCACUGGAGCUGAAUCAUACUGCAUGCGUCUCAAAUCACAGCCUACAUAGUGUAAUACUACAGAACCUGUUGAAACGCAGUGCGCUGGUAUGGAGUCAUUUGAGAAGCAGCCAGUCUCUACUAAUAUGUGCAGUCGUUAACAUAUAUGUUAUGUUUCCAAGCUUUAAUGUUGUUCAACGCUGAACAUGCAGAUGAAGCGUCGAGGAGGAAACCAAUAAAUGUACUUUGCAAGAGCACAAAGUGAGCUCUUAACUGUGUUGGCAUAUUUGAGUUUGUAUACAUAGUGUAUUUGAACCUUUUUACUAGAGUGGGUUUUCCUUUAUUUGCAUGCUCCACUUGAUUGUAUGCAUUAAGAUUUUAGACAAGCGGAGAAGUUGACUUUCAGUUGCAUUUGGAGCAAGACUUGUACAUUGUUUGAUAUGUUUGUUUUUGUAAUGGAUUUUUAAUUCAUAAAGCAUUUUUGUACAUUGUAUGAAUAUUAAAAAUGGCAAAUAUUUGACAUGUAGAAAUAAGUAAAUACUUAGAUGCUCAUGCAUAUGCAUAUAUCCUUCUUAGUAUGUAUGUGUAAAUGUACACAUAUUUUGUAUUUGCCUUCACUCAUAUACAGAUAUAUGUCAUAUGCACAUAUACAUGCAAUAUACUGUAUAUGUAUAGCCAUGUCUGCUGGCAUGCUUCUGGUCAUGUUUACUUAUCAUGAUCUUGUAGUCUUUAUUUUCAUUUUUUUUUCUCUUUUCUCUGAGGAAAAGCUCGUUCUUUUGCUACCGUUUUCCUGGCUGGCCGCAUUGGGCACUUAUUAAGAUGAAAUUGAACUUGUUCAUGUUAUUCAUUGUGUGAAAUAAUAAAUGAGUUUAUUGAAAGCUGA
Salmo salar (Atlantic salmon) is the source of this 9064-nucleotide messenger RNA. Its product is annotated as SET-binding protein. Gene Ontology annotation, cellular component: nucleoplasm. Gene Ontology annotation, molecular function: histone H3K4 methyltransferase activity; DNA binding. NCBI's taxonomy places the organism in Eukaryota, Metazoa, Chordata, Actinopteri, Salmoniformes, Salmonidae. Gene Ontology annotation, biological process: regulation of DNA-templated transcription. The record is from RefSeq and is a predicted model, not a curated record.